Pieris macdunnoughi is the source of this 714-nucleotide messenger RNA. The record is from the annotation of a GenBank genome assembly. NCBI's taxonomy places the organism in Eukaryota, Metazoa, Arthropoda, Insecta, Lepidoptera, Pieridae.
AUGUUGACAACUGAAGAUUGUCAAUCUGAGCGCGGAAGAGUAAAGAUCAAUGACAUAGACCUCUCGCCCUUCAUUAGACCAUGCUACGCAGAAGAUAGGGCAUGUUUGAAGUCGUCUGCUCAAGCAGCCGUUGCGGUGGUGGCAGCGGGUCUCCCGGCAUUGGGAGUAGAGCGAAUGGACCCGAUGCAUCUCGAGCACGUGUCGGCCAACCAAGCCGGGCUGAUUAUGGAGUUCAAUAAUACCCAAGUACGAGGAUUGAGACACUGUCGCGUGCUCGAUUUACAACGCGAAGGUCCUCGGAUGUCAGUGGAGCUCCAGUGCAGUGUGGUGCUGACGGGGGAUUAUGUGCUCAGUGGCAAGUUGCUCAUCUUCCGCAUACAGGGCAGUGGCCGCUACAAGAUCACGAUACGUGACAUAGUUGUGAAGGUUAGCUUGGAGACGGUGGAGCGUAAGAAAGGCAGGGAGCGGUACUGGUCGGUGGUGCGUUGGAGGCACACGGCCCAUGUCCUCACGAGCGUCGUCUAUCAUUUCCAGAAUCUAUUUAACGGCGAUGAAGCACUAGCCCGUCCAGUAACCCAAUUCGCGAACAAGAACUGGCGGGCAAUAUUCACGGAAGUGUCACCGCCCAUUGUCUCCGCUAUCGUCGAUCGCAUCGUGCACCAAACUGCUCAUCUCUUCGAAAAAGUGCCUCUUACACAACUUUCGUUGGACUGA